This is a messenger RNA of Lepisosteus oculatus (spotted gar), 3687 nucleotides long. RefSeq names its product malectin (gene mlec). Gene Ontology annotation, molecular function: carbohydrate binding. Lineage: Eukaryota; Metazoa; Chordata; Actinopteri; Semionotiformes; Lepisosteidae. The record is from RefSeq and is a predicted model, not a curated record. Gene Ontology annotation, cellular component: membrane.
UGGUGUCGUAUAAAAGAGAGGAAAGACCAGGCAGAAUCAGUUACGCGGGAACGGGCGCUCCCCGCUGCGAGUUCAUGCGCCUGCCUUCCGCAUUCUGUCAGCCGAACGGCCUGUGGCUCUACCAAACCAGCAGCCCCGCCCCCUCGCUCUCCCAUUGGCCGUCAUUUGCAUCAUAUUAACAUAACGGCCUGAAAUUCUAAGCUUCGGGGCUCCACGGUCUACUGCUGCCGCACUCUGAUUGGUCACCGUUGCGCACGUCUGCGUUAAAAAUCACUCGCUCAUGAAUAUUAAAAAGAUGUGUUGCUCUAAUCCCCCACAAUUGGCUGCUGGACUGCCUGUCUACUCUCCGACUCACAGGCAGCAUGUUAGGUUUCCUCCUUCUCUUGAACCCGCAACUGUGAGCUGCUGUACCGUGGAGGCCUGAAUGGAAAUCAAAGAUUUUUAUGUUGGGAGCAGACAUCUAAACAAUUAUAGUGAUCUGGAAUUGCACUUCUGAGAAGCGUAAUUAAUCAUCUGGAGAGGCACGGCGGAGAGAGGGGUGCGAGUGCCGCGGUCUGAGCCGGGAAGUGAGGGCUCGCAGGUACAGGGCACACCGGUCCGCACCUCAGCGGUGCUCGGCACACGGACACUGCGGCACACAGCCCCCUCUGCCGCCCCCGAUCCUCGCUCUGCGCCGCCGGUCGCCUCCUCGUCGCCUGCCCGGGUCGGAGCGCUCAUGCGGCGGGGCGUCGCGCUGUGGGCUCCCGGGCUGGCGGUGGCCGUGCUGUCGCUGGUGUGGGAGCCUUGCGGGGCGGACAGCGGGGGCGCCAGCCUCGCCGACCGGGUCAUCUGGGCCGUCAACGCCGGCGGAGACGCGCACACAGACGUCUAUGGCAUCCAUUACAAGAAGGACCCCCUGGAGGGGAGGGUCGGGAAAGCCUCGGAUUACGGGAUGCGGUUGCCGAUCCUGCGGUCCAGCCCGGAGGACCAGGUGCUGUACCAGACGGAGCGCUACAACGAGGACACCUUCGGCUAUGAGGUACCGAUCCGGGAGGAGGGCGAGUACAUCCUGGUGCUGAAGUUUGCCGAGGUCUACUUCGCACAGUCUCAGCAGAAAGUGUUCGAUGUGCGGCUGAACGGCCACGUGGUGGUGAAGGACCUGGACAUCUUUGACAAGGUCGGCCACAGCACUGCGCACGACGAGGUCGUGCCCCUCUCCCUGCGCAAGGGCAAGCUGAGCGUGCAGGGGGAGGUGUCCACCUUCAACGGCAAGCUGACCAUCGAGUUCGUCAAGGGCUACUACGACAACCCCAAGGUCUGCGCGCUCUACAUCAUGAAGGGGACGCUGGACGACGUGCCAAAGCUGCAGCCGCACCCCGGGCUGGAGAAGCGCGAGGAGGAGGAAGAGGAGGAGGAGUACGGGGAGGGAGGGGAGGAGGGGAGGAAGAGCACAUCCUCCACCCCCAAGCACCGCGUGCAGUCGGGCCCUCGUACCCCCAACCCGUACGCCUCUGACAACAGCAGCCUGAUGUUCCCCAUCCUCGUCGCCUUCGGGGUGUUCAUCCCCACGCUGUUCUGCCUGUGCCGCCUGUGAGGAGGGGCGCACUGCGCUGCACACGGGACACGAGCUGGGCCGGGCGGCGUCUGAGUGCCUGGGGCGCCCGCCCCCCCCGAGAGAGAGAGAGAGAGAGAGUGUGUGAGUGAGUGAGAGCUGCUCUGCGGACCGAAACGGCAUCAGGGAGCCCCCAGUUUGCGGGAGCCCCAAGAUCCGUGCAGCGCGGCCUGGCCAGCAGGGGGCACUGGCGCCUCUACUGCAGCAGCACAGACGGACAGACGGACAGACUGCUUUCCCACAAGUGACACGCAUGCACACGGCACGCACAUGCCUCCGCAGCACGAUUCUGAAACCUCAUUGGCUGAGGCUGCAGGAAGUAGGUGGGCCUGUCCUGCCUGGAGGCGGCGUCUGAUUGGCUGCCCCGCCGGCCUGUAAUGAGCGUCAUGGCCUCGCCCCCUGCAGGGGUGCCGGGACUGGCGAGCCCGGCCUCGUUAGGGGUGGGGCUCGUGCUGGUGGGUGGCGGGGCCUGAGACAGAGGGGAGCUGCUCUUUCUGUCUUGUCUUGGUCCUGCUCUUCGCCUCGGCCUGCUGGGUUACUGGCGCUGGGCUGGCAGCUGCUGGUGACGGGCAUGGAGACACUGCCCGGAUCACUGCACAGAGCGACUAGCACUGACCCUGCUGCCCCUUUCUGUUUACCGUCCAGCCUGCACCCCUUUAACUAAGAGCGCCCUUCUGCCUGUGGCGCGGGCUCGGGGUUCCCGGUCAGACACACAGGGCGGCCUGGUGGGGCUGUGGGCAGUGACCAGUGCAGCUGUCUCCUCCCCACAAGGAGAUGGGGGGGGUCACCUGUGUGAGGAGGGGGCUAUGUCCCCACAGCCCUCCCCACCCCUCCCGCCUGAUCGAGACCGGCAGCUUGGUUCUGUACCGCCGGACUCAUGGAGGCGAGCAGCGAACAGCGUGUUGUCUGUCUGUCUGUCUGUCAGCGUGUCUCUGUCUGUCCGCGUGACGCAGCCCUGGAGGACCGAGUGCUGCCCAUCUCGCUGCAGGACGGCCCCUCGCCCUGCUGUCCUGGCUGCAGGCUGGCCCGGCCUGUAGCCCUUCGAGCCUUUGCCGCAUGAUUCCCCUGCGGUCGUUCCCGGGGCCCAGCUCAGGCCCCUGGGGUGGGUGCGGUUUUAUGUGAGCGUGAGGCAGAUGUGGCUCGGCAGAGAGAGAGGCUCAGGCGUUGAUAGAAUUGUUCUUCACAACCGCAGGGCUGGCUGCUUCUCGCCUCCCCCCGCAGUGAGUCCCAGUGGAAGAGCUGGUUUGGGGGGGGGCAGCUCUGGCCUUUCGGGGGAGACGCCGUGUGACCCCGGAGGCGUCUGCAGCGAGAGGCGGACACCCUGGUCCUCCACUCCUGGGCGAAGGGGAAAUAAAACAGCUGUUUUAAAAUCCGUAACGAGCACCUUUUUAAGUCACUUUUGAGACUUUUAAAACGACGCCAAAGUUGGAAUAUUCGUUCGUGUUCGCAGUUUCGAUGGCGGAGGGCUUGUGGGAAUUUUUACUGACGGUACAGAUCACCUGGUUGUACAGAUCCCUGUGCCAAGGUUUUUAAAUGUAUUUCAGUUUGAGGCCUUUCCUGUUACUUUUGUGCAUUAAUUUACAAUAGGAAACCUUUCUGUCAGAGAGUCCUGCACUCCUGAUGGAACUGCCUUGACAGGAGAGAGACGGGCCAGUCUGACUGACCCCCACACUGACCAGGGUGUACUCUGAUGGACACUGACCAGAAGGCACUGACUGACCAACACUGACUCUCCCUCUCUAGAGUGCACACCCUGAUGGACACUGACUGACUCACUGGCCCGCGGACACUCUGACUGACUGUCUGACAGGGGGAGCAGGAGGGGGGUUGGUUAGAACAGUUUGGGUUUUCUUGGCUUAUUUUUCUGUUUUCUGAUGUUUAAUUUAAAAGGCAAGCGUGUAGCUUCUUGGUCUUUCUCUCAGGAUGCUGGAGGUGAGGGGGUGACUGUGUGCUGUCGGGUGGUUUACAGUUACUCCGGUUUUAUUUUGGUUGUUUUGAGUUUUACAUUUUAUCACUGUUUGUACAGAAAUUGUGUUUUUGACAUGAAUCCAUGUUGCCUUCGUGUUUUCAAUACAUGCAAGUGAGCUUCACCUCCA